UGCUACACCAUACCAUCCUCGUUCACCGGUUCUCCCCUAUAAAUUCAGACGGCCGCUUCUGCCACCUGCACGUACUUUCACCGUAGAAACCAUCCAUCGGCAGUGCAAGGAGAGAAGGCAAAGCAUGGAGGUGCACUGCUCCAGACUGGAGAGCUACGGUGCGGCGGCGGGGCAACCGGUGCUGUUCUGCCCUGCGCCUCAGAUGCCUGUGCCGGCGGUCGGUCCACCGCACUUGCCGCCUCCCUACGAAGCUCAAGUUGAGCUCAGGAUUUUGGUACACGAGAUUGUUGACCCAAUUACAUCAACGUUCGGCGGUCCCCUGUUCUCUGGACCACCUCCUGAACGUCCAGAGAACCCCAUGAUCCAUGACCCCCUGUUCGGGAAGGCUCUCCCGACGGCUAGCUUCGUGGCCACUGCUCGUUCGCCAAGAUCGACUUGGACAUUGACAUUUGAUUCCGGCAUUUUCUGCGGCGCGCCGCCGGUUGUUUAGAUGGAAGGUUUCUGCUGCCUCGACGUAGAUCGCCAGAGACGCCGCUAGUGCCUGAAGGAA
Messenger RNA from Phragmites australis (common reed), 550 nucleotides. RefSeq lists its product as uncharacterized. The transcript has 2 exons. Lineage: Eukaryota; Viridiplantae; Streptophyta; Magnoliopsida; Poales; Poaceae. The record is from RefSeq and is a predicted model, not a curated record. The coding region runs from base 125 to 490 and encodes 121 amino acids.